CGGGUCUUGCCGCGACACUCUGCUCGUCCGUCAUCUCGUCGGCAAGAGCUAACUACCUACCUAAUAAUCCAUCUCGACUUUAUCAAGGACGACCAGAUCGCAUGGUUUCUGGCCUACCACACAACCAACCAUGCAUCUCUCCCUAGCCUACUCGCUCCUAGCAUGCGCUGCCACGGCAGUGCAUGCCUUCUCCGACUCAUCGCCCUUCAUCCUUUUCUCGACUUCAAGAUUCCCCUCGCCGCCCAAAAAUGACCAGCUCCAGACCAGCUCCCAGGUCCUCGCCUCCGCGACAGACAUCCUCUCGUCCUGCCCGACGGAGCGCUACCUGCUCGUCUCGCAGCCCAACGCCCACGCGGCCGACAUCCGCGCCGGCACAGCCAGCCCCUGCAACAUGCCGAACCUGUGCCGCGCGAUGGCGAGCGACAGCGUCCGCGGCCGGUUCGGCGUCGCCGAGGUCGUCGGCAGCGUCGAGUCGGGCUCGCUGGCCGGGGCCGUCAGGGCGGCGUGCCUGGGGGCGGGGAAGGAGGCCCGCGUCCAGGAGGUCGCCCUCCCGGACCUGCCGGGGCUGGAGGAGGAGGCGAAGAGGAAGGAGGUGCUGGCUGAUAAUGGUAGGUGGUUUGUGGGUGGUGUGAAGACGUUUUUCUUUUCUUUUUCGGUGCUGACCUUGUGGCUGUUGAUAGACUAUGACUUGGGCCAGCUGCUGGAGAAGCUGGAUGGGGAUUACACCGUCUUGCUCUUCUCCGACCGGAAUGAGUUGGCUACUUACGAGCCGAGCUUUGUUGAGCCGGUACAUAUAGACCUCAAGCGGCAGACGGGUCCGGUUUUCGUUGGGAGGAGAGCCGAUAACUCGACUAAUAACCUACCUCUCUUCGAGAAGUAUCAGUUCUUUACGCCAGGGAUCUUCAUGGUCAUUAUUACCGUCAUCAUCCUGCUGUCGAUUCUUGGUGUUGGCCUCAGGGCUUUGGCGAGCCUCGAGGUUUCCUACGGCGCGUUCGACAAAGACAUGGGGCCUGCUGCCCAGAAGAAGCAGUUCUGAAACUGCCCCAGUAACAGGGCUGGAUUGUGACCUUUAUCUGGACCGGGCAUAAUGUACCAUAGCAUCAGGGUUGGAGUUUGUUUUUAAUCGGCGUGGACAUGGGAAUCUGCUGCCUAUAUAUCGAGUCUGGGAGAUCAUUUUACAGAUCAUUUACUCGACGCUUUCAACUGUGUUGGGUCCCAGUGAGCCCUAUAAGAAUGGGGUAUAACAAAUGCUUUUUGCCUUAC
Molecule: messenger RNA, 1263 nt
Organism: Phialemonium atrogriseum
Lineage: Eukaryota; Fungi; Ascomycota; Sordariomycetes; Cephalothecales; Cephalothecaceae
Product: vacuolar ATP synthase subunit S1-domain-containing protein
Exons: 4
Coding region: 131-1036 (301 amino acids)
Biological process (GO): (1->6)-beta-D-glucan biosynthetic process; fungal-type cell wall biogenesis
Cellular component (GO): endoplasmic reticulum membrane
Source: RefSeq, a predicted model, not a curated record